UAUAUUCACAUCUCUAGUGCUUCGUUGUAUGGUUGUAUGGUGUAUUGUAGUUCGGCUUUUUUGCACAUUCGGUGAAGUGAGUGAGGUCUAUUUUUCUAUUAAAAUAAGCAAUGCAUUACUAGCAUCUUUGGAAUCAAGAACUCAGUGUAUUCGCGGUUUUUUAUGAACAAGAAUGUAUCCUGGAUUCGUUUCAAUUUAACAUUAUUGGAAUUAUCUAGUGUACAGUUUAAAAUAACGCCACAACAUGGAGAGUUCAGAUUUCGCUGGGUCAAAGAAAGGAGGAAUAGCUACAGCUAUAUCAGCUGCAUCCGAAGAUCUGAGCAAGGAUCAGACUUGGCAUUCGGAGGGGCAAACAUCCAAUGAUAUGGAUACAGAGGAAAGUUUACGAGAAAGCAGUGUAGCCACGAACUUGUCCGGCUUUCGUUGGAAACGUGUUCUCAAUCCGACAGGACCACAGCCGCGACCGAGACACGGGCAUCGUGCCAUAAAUAUAAAGGAGCUUAUGGUUGUCUUUGGCGGUGGAAAUGAAGGAAUUGUUGACGAAUUGCAUGUUUACAACACAGUUACGAAUCAAUGGUACGUUCCAGUGCUCAAAGGAGAUGUUCCCAAUGGAUGCGCUGCUUAUGGUUUUGUUGUUGAGGGAACGCGGAUGUUUGUUUUCGGUGGGAUGAUUGAAUACGGAAAGUACUCAAACGAACUUUAUGAACUCCAAGCGACCAAGUGGGAGUGGAGAAAAAUGUACCCUGAAUCUCCAGACAACGGCGUGUCACCUUGUCCACGCUUGGGGCACAGUUUCACAAUGGUUGGCGAAAAGAUUUUUCUUUUUGGUGGCCUUGCAAAUGAAUCAGACGACCCAAAAAACAAUAUUCCAAAAUACUUGAAUGAUUUGUACAUACUGGACACACGAGGAGUUCACAGUCACAAUGGUAAAUGGAUUAUACCAAAAACAUACGGCGACAGUCCGCCACCCCGUGAGUCCCACACCGGUAUUUCGUUUUCAAGUAAAAACACUGGAAAAUUGAACCUAUUAAUUUACGGAGGAAUGAGUGGCUGUCGUUUGGGAGACUUAUGGCUGCUCGACAUUGAUUCAAUGACUUGGUCCAAACCGCGCACACUAGGACAAGCGCCUCUGCCGCGCUCAUUACAUAGCUCAACAAUGAUUGCCAACAAAAUGUAUGUUUUUGGAGGAUGGGUUCCCUUGGUAAUCAAUGAUUCGAAGUCGACAACGGAGCGCGAAUGGAAAUGUACAAACACGCUUGCAGUCCUUGAUUUGGACACUAUGACCUGGGACAAUGUCACCUUGGACACUGUGGAGGAAAACGUGCCACGGGCUCGUGCCGGCCACUGUGCUGUUGGCAUCCAAAGUCGCCUAUAUGUGUGGUCGGGUCGGGAUGGCUACCGCAAGGCAUGGAACAACCAGGUUAGGGUUUGCUGCAAAGACCUCUGGUAUUUGGAGGUUGCGAAACCUCUUUAUGCAGUUAAAGUGGCACUAGUGCGCGCAUCCACACAUGCCCUUGAGCUGUCUUGGACUGCAACCACCUUCGCAGCAGCCUAUGUGUUGCAGAUUCAGAAAAUUGAGCAAGCAGCACAUACGAGCUCGAAGCAAUCAGCUCAAAGUCUGGUGCAAUAUGGAACAACGUCUACAGUAGCUCCACCACCAAAUGGCUCCGAAAUUACACCGUCAGGUGUAGUUGAAGCGCCUGCUGCUGCUUUCAAGUGCGAAAAGAGUCAGAUUUCAUUGCUCCAUCAUGUGGCGGGGGCUACAAGCGCUACUGAAGCAACCGUUCAGCCAACCACAUGUACAACGAAACCGGCAUCUUUAUUGGGAAAUCUUGGUUUCACUGACAUCUCGCAGUCUCCAUCGCCAAACACACAAUUGCAAAUGAAACCAAUCUCUCGAUUAUUAGUCGAAGCUGGCGGUGCUUCAUUGAAAUUAGAAAAGAGUGCGGGGCCAGUUAGCUCUUCAGAAGCCCUGGUGCAACCACUAACAACUGCGACUAAGACAGCAUCUGCUUCCGUACUGACGAGCGUAGGAUUCAAUGACAUGUUUCAAUCGGUAUCGACGAAUACACAAUUUCAAGGGAAGCCUGUAACAGCUGUGGCCGGAACUUCUUUUACUCUGCCAACAUCAACGGUCGGUGUACAACCGCAGAUAUCUAUAAUCAGCAGUACUGCAACCACCAGUAGUAGCAGUGCCAUGCUGCAAAAGUUUCGUCCCAGUCUAGCCCCUUCAAGGCCAGGUUCAACGACCACAGCAGCAGUAGCAAUAGCAACUGGCGGUGACCCUAUGUCUGUGCGCGUCUCUGGUUCGAUGACAUCGAAUGUAGUGCUAAGCUCUACGGCUUCAAGUGGCAGCCUACGCCUCGUACCCAGCGUUACUGCAUCUCAGACACUGCGGCUAGCAUCCUCCCAUGGCACUGGAGCAGGCACCGCAACUAAUAUAAAAACUGCACUGCCAAGCACUGCUGUUCAAUCGCAGCAUACGGGACAGGCAACAACGUCAAUAGGUGGCAAGCAGUACUUUAUUCAAAAGCCGCUAACCCUUGCUCCAAAUGUGCAGCUGCAGUUUGUUAAAACAAGUGGUGGCGGUAUGACGGUACAGACGCUGCCGAAGAUGAACUUUAAUAUAGCCAAAGGCGCUUCUUCACAGGGUCUUUCAAUAACAAAUCAGCAGUUGUCUGCUGCCUCUGCCCAGAUUCAGAUCUCUUCUGGACAGCAAAAGUCAUCGUCUCCGGCUGGCUCAACAGUUUCACCAAUAGUAGGACAGACUACGCCUGGUAGCCAGCAACAUAAAUCUAUUGUAUCUGGCAACGUACUGAAGCUUGUUUCGCCCCACGCAAUGGCCAGUGGUGGAAAAUUGAUCAUGAAGAAUUCAAACAUUCUGCAAAUGGGAAAGGUUACGCCAAAUGUAAUGGGCGGAAAGCCUGCUUUUGUUAUAACAAACAAGCAGGGGACGCAGCUAGGCAACCAGCAGAUCAUUAUUGUCACCACAGGCGGCAGUCUGCGAACCGUUCCUGCCAGCACUGUGAUGAGCACAGCCGGGACAGGAACGGGGACAAGCAUAGUUAGCAUAGUGGGUUCCACGUCGACCACCACUAGUACAUUGCAGGCGGUUGGUGGGCAACGAGCCAUGAUUUCCAACCAGAGUGGUGUCAAAAUGAUACGCAACAUUUCAUCAGCACCUGGAUCAGUAGCUACUGGACAAAAACUGAGUAGUUCUCCUCUACAGCAAAAAACGGCUCUGUUUAUAGGCGGCAAACCAGUCACGGUAAUGAGCACGAAUGCUGGAAUUGCUGGUUCUAGCAGUAACUCAAAUAAACUAGUGGUUUUGCCGGGGACAAGUGCGACAACCGUUGGUUCUACCACCACACUUAGCUCCAGAAAAAGCUUCGUUAACAUUUUUAAUGCCGGUGGUAAUUCCCGUGCCCUAACUUUGGCGACCAAGAGCGUGCCAGCCAAGAUUGUACAGUCGGCACAGGUUCAGAUACAGAAGGCGGCCGUCUCCGAAAAGAGUAUUCCGAUUGUAAAAAUAGGGGAAACUGAUCCUAUGGACGAUAUAAUAGAGCAGUUGGAUGGUGCUGGCGAUCUAUUACAAAAACAUCCUACACCUGAAGCCCAAGCGAGAUCUGAAGAGGGUGUAAAUGAAGACAAUGCCACAUCAACGUCAACUUCAACAUUAGGCCAUUCUGAAGGCCCGUUAGCAUCAAGUGGUUCAAGCGAUAACAAUCAAAGGCUAACUGACCACCAAGUGGGCAUUGUUGAAGAUACAACCGGCGUCAGCAGCACUACUGAUGCUAGGGAAACUCCAGCAGAAAUCACCGAAAGUGUUCAUAGCGCUCAAUCCGGGGAAGAGAAGAUGACUAGCAUUGAGUUUAUGGCCAAGCCUUCAUCCUCGGACAGUACCUGCAGCAGGCCGACAACGUCUGAGACUGAAGCCGCCACUAUACUAACAAACAUAAAAGCUGGGGAGGCUUCAGUUUUGGGGAGCGGAGUAGUCGGUAAAGAUCAGGCCAUCUCUACUACUCGUGGUGCAGGAGACGAUGGGACUCGAGAUACAGACGGCGAUUUUGGUCCAGGAUCAAAGCCCAUGGCCAUGCCUCGUAAACCUCAUCAACACCAAAAUGUGGAUGGCUCACAUUUGGAGGCAUUAGCCUCAGCAGCUGUGAUGCAAGCAGAAACGGCAGAUGCAACCGCUUCGGUGAACACUAUUCAAGCGGUUAAAAGUGUGUUCGAACGAUCGGGAAGCGGCUCGGUAGCACAGAUACCAAUUGCAACUGCUGACAAUCCACAAACCAAUGAUCAACAAAAUGCCAUCGCCGUUGCAGUGCAAAACACAUCGCAGGACGAAAUCGAGAAAUGGCAAACAGUGGGGGUAUUCAAAGACCUCUCGCAUACAGUUACCAGCUAUAUUGACUCAAAGUAUUUCAACGAUACUUUUCUCGAAAGCUUAGAUGUCGACAACUUGCCGGACUUUAAUCAAUAUCCACGCAUAAGCUUAGAUCCUGGAACAGCUUAUCGCUUUCGUUUGGCUGCUAUAAAUUCAUGUGGUCGCGGCGAAUGGGGAGAGAUUUCCAGUUUUAAAACUUGUUUGCCCGGCUUCCCAGGUGCCCCAUCGGCAAUAAAGAUUUCGAAGGACGUUAAGGAGGGUGCUCAUUUAACAUGGGAGCCGCCUCCGGCACAGAAAACAAAGGAGAUAGUCGAGUACUCCGUAUACCUUGCUGUAAAGCCCACGACCAAGGACAAGGCGCUAGCGUCGCCACAACUGGCUUUUGUGCGAGUAUACGUAGGUGCAGCCAAUCAGUGCACAGUUCCGAACGCCUCGCUUUCCAACGCUCAUGUGGAUUGCUCGAAUAAGCCGGCUAUUAUAUUCCGAAUUGCAGCGCGCAACCAAAAGGGUUAUGGACCAGCGACGCAAGUUAGGUGGCUGCAGGAUCCUGCUACAACUAAACUACAGACGCCCCUCAACGCGCCAAGUUUAAAGCGUGCUCAGGACAAGACUUUCAGUGGCACUGGCAGCUCGGCAAAUUCGUACUGUUCGCCGCAAAAGCGAGGGCGUAGCGGGGGCUUGCCAAAUUGAUCAUAUAUUUAGCUAUAGUAUAUAUAUAGUUGUAGAAAUUUAGGGAUAUGUCAUCAUAAAGAUUUACAGUAAUAUAACUGCAACCGCCGCAAAAAAUUAAAAUUAAAAUCGAACCCAUUUCAGAUGUAUAUAUAUAU
This is a messenger RNA of Drosophila guanche, 5214 nucleotides long. It is a transcript of the gene Hcf, whose product is annotated as host cell factor. NCBI's taxonomy places the organism in Eukaryota, Metazoa, Arthropoda, Insecta, Diptera, Drosophilidae. Gene Ontology annotation, biological process: regulation of DNA-templated transcription; chromatin remodeling. The transcript has 13 exons. The record is from RefSeq and is a predicted model, not a curated record. Bases 245 to 5077 code for a protein of 1610 amino acids. Gene Ontology annotation, molecular function: protein binding; transcription coactivator activity. Gene Ontology annotation, cellular component: histone methyltransferase complex.